AACUACCUACCACCCUUUCCCACCACCAUUCCUCUCUCUCUCUCUCUCUCUCUCUCUCUUUCCUGAUUCUUUGUUUUUGUGUUGGCGAUUGCAUUAAUGUCCGCACCACACAAGAAAAAUUACUGCGCAAAGACAAACUCCUAAGCUCAACUCCACAGCGUUAAAACCACACAACCAAUUCCUACUUGCUCUACUUUUGUAUAGUAUAAGUAUAGUGUACAGGAUUCUCCGUCACGUUUCUGUUUUACUAUUCUGUCCACAUACUCAACCAACCACUACUACUCUUCUUUUCUUUGCGUGUUUUAGUUCAACACCUGAAGCUCCCAAACCCCCCCAGUAAUUAGGAGGGGAAAAGGAAUUUCAAGAAUUUCUGUAUUCUUUCUUUCCGAUUUCAGAAACCCAGAAUUUUCUUUUCUGGAUUUUAGUUUCAGUUGCAUUCACUUCCAGGAUGUCGAGUUUGGAGGAGCCCCUUGGUCUCGACAAGUUGCCAAGCUUGAGCAAUAUUGAUCGGCUUUAUAGGUUCUCAUCCAGUGCAUGCAGGCCUAUCAGAGAAGAUAUGGGAAUGGGAAACUGCUGGAUUGAAGGGAGAAGUUGCAGCUCAUCUAAUAGCUGCAAUGAAGAUUUUGAAGAUAACACAGAAGAACCUGUUACGUGGAGAAGACAAAGGAGAAACUCAUUGCAAAGAACUUCAAGCCUAGGUAGGAGUUGUGUGGCUUGUGGAACCAUGAGGGAUUUGCACUACUUGUCCAAUUAUCAGUGUCGAUCCUACUGCAAUGACAACUGCACAGGAGAAUUGAAAUAUAAGCUUUUCAAAGACAUACCAAGAUAUGUGAAGAUAGUGGAAGUUGGCCCCAGGGAUGGAUUACAAAAUGAGAAGACAAUCGUCCCUACAUCCGUCAAAGUCAAAUUGAUCCGCAAAUUAGUUUCUUGUGGCUUGCCCGUUGUUGAAGCUACAAGUUUUGUUUCACCAAAGUGGGUGCCACAGCUGGCAGAUGCAAAGGAUGUCAUGGAUGCAGUUAAGAAUUUGGAAGGUGUUAGAUUGCCUGUGCUGACACCCAAUCUUAAGGGCUUCGAAGCAGCUGUUGCAGCUGGUGCAAAAGAAGUGGCUGUGUUUGCAUCAGCUUCUGAGUCAUUUUCGAAAUCGAAUAUCAACUGCAGCAUUGAAGAGAGCCUUGCUCGUUAUCGUGCUGUAACUUCUGCUGCCAAAAAGCUUUCAAUUCCUGUGCGCGGGUAUGUCUCGUGUGUUGUUGGCUGCCCAGUUGAAGGAUUUAUCUCUCCAUCAAAAGUUGCAUAUGUAGCAAAGGAACUUCAUAACAUGGGUUGUUUUGAGAUUUCACUUGGAGAUACAAUUGGAGUUGCUACACCUGGUACUGUUCUCCCUAUGCUUGAAGCUGUGAUGGCUGUUGUCCCUGUCGAGAAACUAGCUGUUCAUUUCCAUGACACCUACGGCCAAUCUCUUCCUAAUAUUCUGUUAUCCCUCCAAAUGGGAAUCAGCACGGUGGAUUCCUCAGUUUCGGGUCUAGGAGGGUGCCCAUAUGCCAGGGGAGCUUCUGGAAACGUUGCCACAGAGGAUGUCGUCUACAUGCUUAACGGUCUUGGUGUGAAAACCAAUAUUGACAUGGACAAGCUCUUGUCAGCUGGAGAGUAUAUAAACCAGUAUCUGGGCCGUCAAUCAGGCUCCAAGACAGCCGUUGCACUGAGCCGUAUCAAUGCAGAUGCCUCCAAUAUUUGAGACGUCUGAUGUUGGGAGAGACGAUCACCUCAACGCUUUCCAUUGACCAUAAUGUCACGCUGAGGAACAUAGCUAUAUUAUCGUUUAAACGUUGAUAUGCUGCUCCAAGCAGCAGUCUGCUUACUGCAAAAGAAAUGAUACCUCUUGAAAAUAUGAAAAUUCAAGAACCAUUUUAUUGUUGUACUGGCAUAUGAUUAUGCAGAAGUUAGUAACUUUUAUCACUGUGUGGGAGCUAGUUCAAUUACUUGCAUUUCCCCUUUGGCCGUCGGGAUUUUCUAUCACAUUUUGAUAUUACGCGA
Messenger RNA from Sesamum indicum (sesame), 2031 nucleotides. Its product is annotated as Aldolase superfamily protein. Gene Ontology annotation, biological process: L-leucine catabolic process; ketone body biosynthetic process. NCBI's taxonomy places the organism in Eukaryota, Viridiplantae, Streptophyta, Magnoliopsida, Lamiales, Pedaliaceae. The record is from RefSeq and is a predicted model, not a curated record. Gene Ontology annotation, molecular function: hydroxymethylglutaryl-CoA lyase activity. Gene Ontology annotation, cellular component: mitochondrion.